Molecule: messenger RNA, 543 nt
Organism: Pseudovirgaria hyperparasitica
Lineage: Eukaryota; Fungi; Ascomycota; Dothideomycetes; Acrospermales; Acrospermaceae
Exons: 1
Coding region: 1-543 (180 amino acids)
Source: RefSeq, a predicted model, not a curated record
AUGUCAAGCAUCAGGCAGUGGCCGAAAGUGAAAAGCGGUUCGUACAAAUCCAGAAGAGUUGAAUGCGCUGGGUGCUCCGCUGAACAUGCGCAUGGCCCGGCUGGAAGUCUUGAUGACCCUUAUAGAGAUGCUGCACAAGCUUUUCCAGAGGCUAUCCAGGGCACGUGGGCUUGUCACGGCUGCAAGCUAGGUCCCGACGGAGUGAAUGCAGCAGAGCAAGGAAAUCCCACUAAAGUUAUCUGGAAGACAGAGUGGCUCGAGAUCGACAAAUACGGGUACGAGUGGAAAUGCAUAGGAGCAUUUGGAGAGGGGCCACAGGGACUUGUAAACCGCAUGACUAUGACUAUGAAAACAAGGGAGAGGGGCAUUUCGGUCACAUACGAGCGCAGGGUGAUGAUGUUGAGAAAUGAAAUGUCAUGGGAAGGGCAUGGUGUUGAAAAGCGGACUGAGGGAGGCUCGACUGACUUACACCCGGUCAAGACCAACAUUAAGAUUGUGGGGGAAGCUGACGGUGGUUGGGUCUGGAAAAAGGAGGCAGCAUAA